AUGUGAAAAAAAGUAUAUAGUUUCUGAAACUGCAUAUGUCAUCCAUAAUGAUUUCUCUCUCAUAAAUUACGGAGGGGCUUCAGGACACGUCACCGUUUGAGCUGCAGCUUAUGCUUCAUGCUACUGUUGAAGCAAGCCAUCAUUCCAGUUUUCAUUCUAUGGCAUUAUUGGGAGCAUUAACCAACAACAAUGAGCAAUUCCUCUGCCGGAACCUCAUCAAAACCAAAAGCAGCUUCCUCACAACCAUCAGAAACUUCAUCCAAGCGCAAAAGAGGAGUUUUCCAAAAAGAAUUGCAGCACAUGAUGUAUGGUUUCGGAGAUGAUCCUAAUCCACUUCCUGAGAGUGUGGCACUUAUGGAUGAUAUCGUUGUGGAAUAUGUUACAGAACUGGUUCAUAAAGCACAAGAUAUUGGAUCGCAGAGAGGGAAGCUAUCAGUUGAGGAUUUCCUCUAUUUGAUUCGCAAGGAUAUGCCAAAACUUAAACGUUGUACAGAACUGUUGUCUAUGAAUGAAGAGCUGAAACAAGCAAGAAAACUUUUUGAAGCAGAUGAAGAGAAACUGAGGAAGGUUUUUGAGGUGGAUGAAUCAGCAGAAGGGUGAAUGAAUGGUUAAGAUUAUUGAACUUCACAAAUGCUGUAUUCUAGAUUGUGAUUGACAUGUUCUGACUUCGAUGGUAAUCAUGUCUUUCACUUUUCAGGUCAACUUUAUGUUAGUAACUGUCAUUAAUGUAACUGUUGUGUUGUUGUGUUCUUUUGUAAUUGUCAUGUAACUUCUAAAUAAAUAAGAGAAUAAGAGAAUAAGAGGGGCAUGGAUGGAGAAGAUGGGUUGUUUGGUUAAUGGUGGGUUGGGAGAGAUUAGGCUCUCAAAUUCCUAGCGGUUAUCGGCGGUUACCAUUCAUUUUCUCCAUAGCUCAUUGUAUUUCCUUAAUUUCUUGUGACUUCUCUGUUGAAAAUUUAUUCCUCAAAAUUGUUAAUUAAACUAGGCACAUUUGAUUAUUCCAUCUAUGUUGGAUACUUAAA
Molecule: messenger RNA, 1019 nt
Organism: Cicer arietinum (chickpea)
Lineage: Eukaryota; Viridiplantae; Streptophyta; Magnoliopsida; Fabales; Fabaceae
Source: RefSeq, a predicted model, not a curated record